CAAAGGGCUUCUCCACAACAAACAACACAUCUCCAUGAUCAACAAUCAGGUCUUAUUCCCUCGCCACCGCCGUCUUUCAUGAACACCACGAGCGGCUCUAGCAUUGAGGUCUGGAUAGACAAUGUCCAGACGCCGCAAAAUUUGUAUGAGCCAACCAUACCACCAAAUCUUUCUUGGCCAAGUGACGACAAAGAGAACUCCCGGGCGGCAGCAAAGAAACGCCGUAUCAUGCAGUCUGACCAUGACCAAACACCUCGUCCUUUGAAACGACUACGUGACCUCAACGACACGUCCAGAUUUCCUCCUUCCUCUCCAACCACGAGCGCCUCCAGCGAAGCUGUUUCCGAUGCCUUCGAAGCUGAGUCACACCAGAGUGGGCGCUUAAGUCCUGUCAAGCAAAUACAACUGCUUGAAGACUUUGAAGACCAGCCCGUUAUCUUUUGCAACUUCGAUGACGAUGUGGAUGGAGCGGAGCCGGAUGAUGUGACAUCGAUGCGAAGAGCUAUUCAGCGCUUCGCAGAUGGUAUUGGAAUACUAGGGUACGACAAUGUGGACGAGGCGGUUUUCGCCUUGCCGCCAUUGGAAAGGAUGCGCUUCCGGUAUCCCUGGGCAAGCGACCUGGAUCAGCGCUGUAGUAUCGGCUCGAUGCCCUCAAUAGCGCAGGUAUUGGAUAUUGUAAAGACAGCGCGAGAGCAUGACCGCGGCUCGGGUGUGUCUGAGGACGACUGGAAUUCCGAAGUUCAACAUCCACUCCUUAAGCUUGCCUGCAGCACAUGCAAGCACUCGGAGACCCUUCUAGUCUUAAAUGUAAAAACGGCUAGAAUCGAGCCCGCGUCCCUCUCUCGAUCCACUCUCCCCGGUCGAGUCGUCGACUAUGUUGUUGCACUCAAACCGGACUCAAUCCUUGACCAAGCCUGGCAUCGACUUCGUCCUCUCCCUAGCAUGUCUAUCAAGUCCUGGAAUCACACAACCCGGGCCCGUCGCAAUCCCAUCGCAAUCCAUGUAGAAACUAAGAGCCCGAUGAAAUCAUGGACAGAUGGCAAACCUCAGAUCGCGAUAUGGACUGAUGCUCUGCUGAAACGCCUUGCUCUCAUUAGUGGUAAUGCAAGUGGCUCAUGGCCUGCCCUCCCACUUCUUAUUGCUCAAGGCCACGAUUGGCACUUAUUGAUUGUCUCCAAAAAUGACCAGAAAAUGAUCAUCUGGGAGCAGAUAGAUAUAGGGAGUACGAGGUCGUGCUUUGACGCGAUGAAAGUUCUAGCAGCUCUACACUGGCUUAUGGACUGGGCUGAGAGAGUAUGGCGACCGUGGUUUUUAUCGCUAGUAGUCCAAUAACAACGUAUCUUUACCAUUGAACUCUUCGAGCCAAACCCACCCCUGCGCAUCCAAUAAUCCCAGUAUCUCGGAUUGUCCGAAUCUGGAGUUCCGAAUAACGACGACUCUGACUUGUUAGCAACCAUUAUCAAAAACGCAUCGGUUUGAGAGUCUUCGCCCCACUCAUAAUUAGGCGGGUCUGGUCCAUCCCUUGCCACGGCGAUUGCUCUCCUAACCAGAGCUCUAGGUACAUUAUCAGGUACAAUGUCCCACUCCACAUCACCAUUGAAGAUUUCCAAUAGUGAUUCGAGAAUACAAAAUAGCCUUCCCUUCUGAGGACACUCCAGGCAUAAGGAUCCGGGGCACAUUCUGCCAAGAACAUCUCAAUGCUUGAACAUGCGGUUUUAAGCAUGAGAACACGUUCCCAGGAAUCUGAAAGGUUGAUGUCCAGCGCCGUAUGCUUGACAAGUGUAUCAAGGGCAAUCAGCUCGAGGAUAUCCUUCGUAACUGCUAAGACGGGAUUGCCGAUUGCAGACAGCGCAGUACAAUGUUGUCGGUCGUACAUUGAUGUUGAUUCGGAUGGCUAUCCAGACCCUUUACCCCUGAGUUAUGUGCUGAGAGCAUUACGCUCACCUUUCUGCAGUUCAACUUGUUUUGCUUGUGCCGCUGCCUCCUCCCGGGCACUGCGCUUCUGCUGCGUGAUGUAUCUCUGAAUUUCUUCCAGCCUUUUAGCUUGCUGAUCAGCUUCGUUUUUGUUCUCUUCUUGCAGCGAUUCGCUCUUUCCCCCCGAGUUAUUUUCCUUGGGCGUUCGAAUGAUCUUUGUCUCCGCGGUGUUCUCGAGUCUGACAGUCGAAUCGAGGUUCAAAUCUCCUAGAAGAGACGUGAAAAAGUCUUCCGAAGGUUCCGUUGAUGCGUGAGUGGGUGAUAUAUCUCUAUCAACUUUCUGGGGUAAUUCCUCGAUCAGGUUUGAUCCAUCUGUAUAGUUAAAGUGAGGCUCUUCGUAGCGAUGGGCCUCCUCGACAUCCUCUCUCCAUGAUUCAAUUUGCGCAUUGGUCCUGC
Messenger RNA from Verruconis gallopava, 2370 nucleotides. RefSeq lists its product as uncharacterized. The record is from RefSeq and is a predicted model, not a curated record. The coding region runs from base 79 to 1332 and encodes 417 amino acids. Lineage: Eukaryota; Fungi; Ascomycota; Dothideomycetes; Venturiales; Sympoventuriaceae. The transcript is spliced from 4 exons.